UCGUGGUGGUCUUUGGGGGUCACGGGCGGGAGCUGCGGGAAGUGGCGUCCGCUAUCUCUUCUUCCACGGCAUUUCAGCCGAGGAGAGGGACCGGGAGACUCCAGGCGACCAGCUCCGGGAGCGGCGAAGUGGGGGUGUGUUAUUCUGCUGCCAUUGCCGGAACUGCUCAUCUGUUGUUGGAGGGCGCGCGGAGACGAGAGCAAGGUGAGGCGAAAACUGAAGACGAAGAAGACAAGGCACAGGGUUUUCAAGUCCGAGGUGUGUACGAUGGCGGUGAUGGUCAUCCUGCUGUUGCUGGGGCUUCUCCAGCUUGCCGUUCCUGGACUUGCUCAAAGUCCGCCAGCUGGUGCGGUAAAGAUCACCGCCUUCAAGUAUAGUGGUACUGGCUGCCCGCCUGGAAGUGCCGAGGGCGUCAUCUCCUUCGACGGACAGACGCUCACUAUCAUUUUCAGCAAGUACACGGUGUUCACCCCAGGAAGUCCAGCCGAUCGGCGGAAAAACUGUCAAGUGACCGUCGCUCUGGAAUAUCCUUCUGGGUUCACGUUUACUCUGGCGACUGUGACAUACGGAGGAUUGUACGCCCAGCUCGAGCCAGGAGUCACGGGUACACUGGCAGCCGCGUACUACUUUUCAGGUAUCCCAGAGACAGCCAGAUCCAAGCGCGAACUGCUUCCUCCCCUGGAAGGCAACUUUGAGUUCACCGACAAGUUUGCCACCGUCGUCUAUCAAGCGUGUGGCGUUCAGCCGGCUAUAAUCAAUCUCUUUUUCGAGGCAAGUGUGAAGCCUCCACCCGGGAGCAAAGCUGUGGGCUUGAUCACCGUCGGUUCUCAGGAUCUGCGCCUCAAGCAGAUCUACCGUUUUAUCUGGAAGAAGUGCUAAGGGCAUAUUACUCGUACUAAAGCUUUUCUGGAGCAUCUGGCGGCGAAUGCAGGCAGAUCCAGUUCAGAAAGUCGCAGUGUGAGCAUGCCCUAAGCUGAAUUAACCAGGCGUCAACAACAGGGCGGGCGGUCGUUCGACAUCAGCGAGCUACUUGGAGAGAAGCAGGAUGAGCGACCGGUAGGGGAUCAACUUGGAGAUUAGUGGGUUAAUCUAUCGGUCCCGCCGCUGCAUUGUCACGGGCACUCCGUCACCUAUAAUGAAGUGGCGACAUCACA
Molecule: messenger RNA, 1154 nt
Organism: Chara braunii
Lineage: Eukaryota; Viridiplantae; Streptophyta; Charophyceae; Charales; Characeae
Source: the annotation of a GenBank genome assembly